This is a messenger RNA of Spodoptera frugiperda (fall armyworm), 3691 nucleotides long. RefSeq names its product coiled-coil domain-containing protein R3HCC1L. Bases 399 to 1985 code for a protein of 528 amino acids. The record is from RefSeq and is a predicted model, not a curated record. The transcript is spliced from 9 exons. Lineage: Eukaryota; Metazoa; Arthropoda; Insecta; Lepidoptera; Noctuidae. Gene Ontology annotation, molecular function: RNA 7-methylguanosine cap binding; mRNA binding.
AUUUAUAGUUCUCCGUGUGUGAGUAAAUUGAAAAUGGAUGGCCGAUAGAUUCCCGUUUGGCACGUGAAUAGAUAUAUUUUUAUUUAAUUAUUUGUAAUUAUCAUUUGACCGUCAAACUGGGUGCCAAAACGGUAGAGCGUUUCUUCAGUCUUGCAGACGACAACUUUGUCGAAGAUGUCAACGAAGACCUGAAAUGUUUUAUUGCCGAAGGAAGAGUUGACAGUGUGCUAGUGUUCCCUCCAGUGAGUAACUACCGACGGUUCCUGAUACACAACUCGGUGGAACAGCUUGGUCGGCCAGAACUUGCCACCUUCUCCAUCGGAGUCAGUGACGAACGACGCACUGUGGUGUGCUACCGGGAGAGAUUGUUGAGUGAUGAAGCUUGCGCGCGACCAGCCAUGGGCCUGACACAAACGGAACGCGAUGAUGCUACCAUAUCACAAACAGCGGCGGUGGGAGGUUUCAAGCCGGCGCAAGCGCAGGCCUCGCGGCGUGCGCAGCCUCAGGAAAAGAUCAGAUCUGGCUCAACGAAACCUCGGCGCCCAGAUCGCGCAGUGUACGUGCCCCGCGCCCUGCGCAACGCAGAGAGUGCACAAACUGAGGACAACAAUAAGGAUACCAACAACCAUCGCAGAACUAGUCACAGUGCGGAAGGUGUCAAGUGUCCCAAGUCACCCGCGCCCAAAGAGAAGUCACACCACGGCACCCCCAGGAAAUCUAUAGACAAAGCGUACUGCAACGUGUACACGCCACCGCAUCUCAGGAAUCAAAGAUCUCACACGGCCCCAAGCAUAGAGGAACCCACAUCGAGCGAUACAAAAGAAUCUGUGCCUUCAGGCUUCCAAGUGCCAAAUAGUGAUAGUGCAAUAUCUUUUAGUGAUAAUAGUUUUAUUAACGACAUAGAAGUAGGCGAUAAUUUUUAUAUAGGAGAUUAUUUCGCUAACGGACAGUUAGGAUUCUACAGUCCGAACCUAUACAGCGAGUACGCGGAAAACAGUCGCGAGAACGCGACCGACAAUAGCGACUGGAGAUCCAAUGAUUCCGACGAAAAUAUGGCGGUGAACGAAUCGAAUCAAAGCAAUAAUAUUAUCGAUAACGAUUAUUUGUACGCUAAGGGUGAAGAUGUUGAAAAGAAUGAGCUGAAACGAGCCUCGCAAGAAAUUAAUAGAAGUAGCAAGAGAAUUAUAAAACAGAGCUUCCAUUCUGACGUGUUAGUUAUAUCGGAUACUGUUGAUAGUGUCCCAGAGAAGAAUGAGCCUGAACCAGUGGUAGCGGUGGAAGAGAAAGAAACUGAGGUGGUUAAGAAGACGAAGCCAAAACUAGAGGCGAAGGUGUCUUUGAAGCGAGAAGAGAACGACUGGGACGCAGUUUUCGACGACAGUGGAGAGUGCCUUGAUCCUUCACUUCUUGAGGAGCUGACGACUACAGUUGGCAAGGUCCACAUCAGCAAGCCAAAGAACUGUUACGACCAGUACCAGACAAGAGGUCAGCAGCUCUUCAACGGUCCUUAUGACGAAACGUUCGGUCAUGUAGUGGAAGUGUAUGACUUUCCCAGUGAGUUCAAAACGAACGAUCUGUUCUCUCUGUUCAGUGAAUACAAAGACACUGGUUUCGAAAUUAAGUGGGUGGAUGAUACGCAUGCGUUGAUCGUGUUUAGCAGCGCGAAAAUUGCUGGAGAGGUGCUAUCAACGCAGCGCCCGCUGGUUCGGUGUCGACCGCUCCACGCCGCCACUCUGGAGUCUAGGAACAAAGCGAAGAAGUGUGCUGAAUUCUUGCAGCCUUAUAGACAACGGCCAGAAACAUGCACUGCGCUGGCGCGACGCCUGGUCUCUGGUGCUCUUGGCGUGAAGCUGAGCACGGCGCGACAGGAACGAGCUGAAGAGAGGAGACUUAUCACUCUUGCCAGAGAAAAGAAACGCCAAGCGGCCCUACACAAAGAGGCGGCGUGGGACGGCUCACUCGCCAACCAAUCGGUCGACACGUGAGAUUCCACCCGCGAUGGCUUCAUCGAUGAUCGAGCUCUCAAGGAACAUGUUCGUUUUACUAAAGUUUACGUCAUAGAUAUAAUAAUUAUAGAUAUUUUUCUAUGCGAAAUAUUAGAUUGUACGGCGCCUAAGAGGUUUUGGUCCUUUAAGUAAGUUAUGCUUAAAUAGAGCUUUAAUUCUUAUGUGUUUGCUUUUUUUAAUUUUGUUUAAACUCAUUCGGCUUGCACUGUUGUAGACUGUUUAGUAAAAAGCGCCUUAUCGUGUAUUACAUAUUGUUUUUCUUUACACGAUUUGGUAUGAAAUUAUGAAAUUUCUUGUAAAUCUCAUGUCACAAAUGUUUUAGUAUUUUUCGUUUGUUUGUUUGCAAGCUUGUUUUCAUACUCACUGUUUUUAAUAUGGGACAAAAUUACGUGUUUGUCUAUUCACUCUUAAAUCUUAGUGACAUUUCUACUGUACUGCAUAAUAUUUUAUAUAAGUUAUUAUGUAUAUUUGCAUCCGUAGUAUUCAUACGAACCAAAUACUAGUAUUUAUUUAGCUGACUCUUUUUAUUUUAGUUUUUUUUUUUAUUUGUAGAUGAUAGAUAAAUAUUUUUAAAAGUCUGUCCAAACGAUCUUCGUUCUCUUUUCGACCAAAGUGUGUGAAAGCAUGGUUGAUGCAUGUUGCUUAUACUUAAUUUUGUUAUUAAAAUUAAUAAAUAAUGAUAAUUUGAAAAUCUUAUGAAUGCCAAAUCACUUUGCAAGUAUCAAGAUUAACUGAACAAAGUACUUUGUCUUAUGUCAAUGUCAAAUAUGGUUACUUAAAUUAUUCCGCCAUAUUGAAACUACGGGGUGUUUGCAAAAAUUUUUUUUUGGGGUGAGUAAAUUCGAUUUUUUUUGCUGUGAUAUUUGGUAUUCAAAAGAUGAAAUUAAUAUAUUUUUAAUUCGUUGCGAGUUAGUGCCUUCGUUGUCUAGUCUGGUUGUAUGUAAUAUGUGGACUUCAAAACCUCUUUGCGUACUUUUAUUAGAUGAAAUUAGGAUAAUUGAUAGCAGAAUAAUAGUUUUAAUAUUGCGUCUUAUGAUAUAGUUGUAAAAUGUUAUAGCGUUGAAUCGAUGGAAGGUAGUUUUAGAUGGAAUUCAUUUGGGCCUUAUACACAACUUUGUUACUUAUGUAUUACUUUAAACUAGUACAUAGUAAUUACUUCCUAUCUCAUAUUACAUAGAAUGCGGAAACAAUUGAAUUACUAUCUUGCUUCUUUUAUUUCUUUUUUUUCAUUAAAUUAGUAACUGAUGUUUUUAGUUGGCAAAUGUACUCUAGCUAAUUAAAACUGCUUUCUUCUUUUUUUUUUUUGUUAAUACUGGUUUUAAGUAGUACAUAGUAUUAAGUGAGGUUAUGUAUUAAGGCCCAAUGUAAGGUAGAAAACGGAAGAGUUUGAAAAUAGAAUAUGUUAAAAUGGACGCUGUCUAUGGUUUUAAAGGUGGAAACGUACUUCCAACGACUAAGGAUGAGAGUAGAAUAUACUCAUUGCCUUGAAAGAUUACUAAAAAUAUUGUUUUGUGGUAUUAACAACUCUGACAUAUGUGUUUUGAUAUUUUGUAUUGUAAUUUCGAAUAAGUCGGCAGCUAGUGUAGUGCUAAGAGAGAGUUAAUGAAGGAAUAGAAUAAUUUUCUAUCAUCCAAAAGAUUUAUUUUUAAUAAAAAUAAUAAAUAAAUUUUAUUUUUCGAAAUAAA